Molecule: messenger RNA, 5885 nt
Organism: Liolophura sinensis
Lineage: Eukaryota; Metazoa; Mollusca; Polyplacophora; Chitonida; Chitonidae
Product: disintegrin and metalloproteinase domain-containing protein 10-like
Exons: 19
Coding region: 305-2725 (806 amino acids)
Biological process (GO): membrane protein ectodomain proteolysis; Notch signaling pathway
Cellular component (GO): plasma membrane
Molecular function (GO): metalloendopeptidase activity
Source: RefSeq, a predicted model, not a curated record
GUAGGCCUGUACCCGAAUGACUAACCCAACAGGGGGCUUACCUGUCGUAGAUACAGGUCUAUCUAUAUCCUAGGAAGGUGCAAAGAGGAAAUGACCCUUACUUCAGCGCUUCACGGCUCAGCCGGCAGUUAGUGUGACGCGAAACUGGUCGAGAGCUGUACGUUGACGGUACACGGAACAAAACAGUAAUAUGUGACGACGGAUGGUUCGUCCCUCUACAUUUAUUUUACCCACAGGUGACUGAAUACGGGUUUACCUGGUUACAUAGUGACUUUCAUCAAACAGGGAGCUUUUAACGUCACAAAUGGGGAGAAUCACCGUUUCUCUGAUUCUCCUCUACUUGGGAUUAUGGGAUGUAAUAUGUACAGAGUUAUCCCCCCUAGACGAUUACAUUCUCCACCACGAGGCAUUGAAUUAUGACACAACCAGGUUGAAAAAUCUACAUACACGGAGAGAGCGCUCUGUGGACGAUGACGUCAGGCUACAAUUUACAGCAUAUGGAAGAACUUUCCGUCUCAAGCUCAGGGCCGAUAACUCUGUAUUUAAACAUGACCACGAGCUGGAGUUUGGUGGUGAAAUAUCUCGGGGCAAUAUUAAUUUGGCCUAUAGGGGCGAAGUUUUAGAUUCACCCAGAAGUUCAGUAUAUGGCACUAUUAUUAAUGGGAUCUUCCGAGGAGAAAUCCAUGAACCUGGAACCCCUACAUUCCAUAUAGAACCGUCGGAUCGGUUUUUUGAGGGGAUUCCCCCCUACCACUCUGUUAUAUAUUCCGAAGAACAUCUACAGACUGAUCCUUACAGACAUUUACGAGGUAACUAUACACAGUUUGGAUCUGCCUGUGGUUACCGUACCCAUGGGAACAAAGAAGACUUUCAAAAGUCUUCUGCGCAGUUUGAUUCUCACACAUCUGAAGAUCACAUAAAAGAGGAGGUUCUCCAUAGAUACCGACGGGCCACAGUCAAUGGACAAUUACUGGGAACAACCGAGUCCCCAAACACGUGUUACUUGGAGUUGCAAUCAGACCCGUUCCUUUGGCAAUACAUGAAAAAGUCACGUGCCAGUGGAGGGUUGGGACUGGAUACACAGCAAGCCAAGGACGAGAUCAUGUCGCUGUUCGUGAGUCACGUGAACAGUCUGAACGAGAUCUUCCGGGAAACUCGGUUCAACACAUUCGACAACCAAACCUGGUACCGAGGGAUCACCUUCAUCGUACAGCGCAGUCAGGUGAUGAUAUGGGAGGACGAGUGUUCAAACGUUACCAUCCCCAACAAGUUCUGCUCAGCGACCUACGACGUGAAUACCCUCUUGUACCAGAGUUCACUGAUAGAUCACUCCGCAUUCUGCCUGUCUUAUUUGUUCACGUACCGUGACUUCCAGAGAGGGACCCUGGGGCUUGCCUGGGUCGGGAAACCCUCCUCAGGCCUGACCGGAGGUAUAUGUGAGCCGUAUCGUGACUCCCUAGAAAGUAACAAUAAGAAAGUAAAGAAGAGUUUGAACACUGGUGUCGUGUCUCUGCUGAACUAUGGAAAGAGGGUGCCCGUCCGGGUGUCACAACUCACAUUCGCCCACGAGGUCGGUCACAGCUUUGGAGCAGAGCACGACGCUACAGAACAGUGCGCCCCUUUCAAGACGAAUCGCCCAGAUGCAAGUAACGGGAAUUACAUCAUGUUUUCUAGCGCCAAUCCAGGGAAUAUGGUCAACAACAACAAGUUUUCACCAUGUAGCCGAGACUAUAUAGCCAAAGUUAUCAAGGUGGUUGUCAACAACCUGGAGAACAAACGGAACUGCUUCAAACCUUCAGACGUGGCCUACUGCGGUAACACGAUCGUGGAGGAGGGGGAGGAGUGUGACUGUGGCUUUGAAGCGGACUGUAACGAUGAUUGCUGCACGGGCCGCUCUGAAUCUGGCACAGGGGGCUGCACCCUCAAAACUGACUCCUCGGGGAGAAAGUACCAGUGCAGUCCGUCUCAAGGUAGGUGUUGUACAAAGUCGUGUACUUUUGUUCCCCGAGAUUCCCAUCAGCUCUGUUCACCGGAAGAGGAAUGUGCGCGAGCGGCCUACUGUAAUGGAACUGCCGGCAGUUGUCCUGCCCCUGUCCUCGCUCAGGACAACCAGUUCUGCGAUGACAACAGCCACGUUUGUGAGAAAGGGCAAUGCAUCGGGUCUAUCUGUAAGAGGAUUGGCUGGGAGGAAUGUUUCCUGACAGGUGAUUGGAAGACACAGUCGGAGGAAAUGUGCUAUGUCUCGUGCAAAGAUCCCAAUUCUGGCAAUUGUGUGAGCUCAAAUAAUGCUACCUGGGUUGAACGAUAUCCAGCCUAUAAACAGCUGCUGCAGGAUGUCGGGAACGGAACUGUGAAAGCCGUUCAGCUGCCACCUGGUUCCCCGUGUCGUAAUUAUGACGGUUACUGUGACGUUUUCUACAAAUGUCGUCAAAUCGACACCGAGGGAGCGCUCAAAAGAUUGCUAAAGUUUUUCGGCGCCUCAGGUCUAGCGGAAAUAGAACAGUGGAUACAGCAAUACUGGUGGGCUGUUCUGUUGAUGUGUGUGGGACUCAUUGCCUUCAUGGCAGUAUUUAUCAAAGUGUGUUCCUACAGCACGCCGACUUACCCACCGGGCCGGAAACCCCGCCGUCAGCAAAAAGAGAUCCGUGAUGUUAAUCCACUUCACGACGCGAACUACGCUCGUCGGCGCAAUCCACAGAUUUUCCACACAUCCAGUGAAUGCUGAUGAUUAUCCCCCCCAAAGGCCACCACCGGAUUCUCCUCCGCCCAGCUAUGACUCUUACCGCCCCGAGUACAGGAAGGGCUACAGAAGAUACUAAAAAAGGGUGAUGAUUGUACCCUCUUCGCUGCAAAACAUCAGCCCCAGCAUGAGAACGAGGCACCACUUGCAUUGAUAAGAAUUACCUCCCUUGAACUAAAGUCUCAACGAAGAGUAAGAGGCAUAUACAUGUAAACACGCACCCUGAAAUAGACUGAAUGGGUGUCCCAUGGGUAUAUUCCCAAUGAUCUAAAAUUUUGUCCAUGAGAUUUAUUUGGAAGGUAGGAUGAUAUCCUACAAGAAAAUACCAGUUUUAGCACACAUAUCAACGUGUUAUGAUCUUUAUUUGCCUCAUGAAAUGCAUUUUUUUGUUGGUGAGGAGGGGGGGGAUUUGAGGUCAUUUGCAGUGUUUCACACAGUGGGUUUAAAUUCGCUGUUCAAGAAAAUUCGAUCAUAUAGAACGGUGAGAAAAUGCCUGCUGUGUUGUGCCGUGUUAAAUAUGGAUCCAACCCGCGACUGGUUAUUUGAUUGUUGCUGGGCGGGUUGUGCGCGAGGAAAUAUUGAUACACAUCAAAACUUUAUCACAAACCUGGUACGUACCAUUUUUCUUAUGUAAACAUUAUGACGCAUUCUUACUUUAACAGUACCCUAUGUGUAUGAAUUAUUUAUAAGGUUUUAACCAUUGAGUAGAAAAUCUAUUCACAUGAUUAGGUAUGUGUAUUUUUACGUUUAAUAUAAACAAAAUAACAAAAUAAUGAUAUCCUGAUAUUUUUAAAAAUUUAUUGUUAUGCAAAACUGGGUAACACUAUAUCGGUGCAUAAAUUGUAUAUUUUUUGUAUAUAAUUUUUCACCUGUCUUCCGCCUUUGCACGCGCCAAGGCGAUAUGUGUGAUAUGUGUGUGUAAAGUAGAAGUUUCACCUUGCUUUGAUUUCACCUUACCUUGACUUCACUUUACACUGACUUCACUUUACACUGACUUCACCUUACCUUGACUUCACUUUACACUGACUUCACUUUACACUGACUUCGCCUUACCUUGAUUUCACUUUACACUGACUUCACUUUACACUGACUUCACCUUACCUUGAUUUCACUUUACACUGACUUCACUUUACACUGACUUCACCUUAUCUUGACUUCACUUUACACUGACUUCACUUUACGCUGACCUCACCUAACACUGGCUUCGGAUUACAUGUACCACACCGAUGACUUGUGAAACAUGUCCAUUUUAUCUUGAGAAGCGCAAUCAAAGCUAUGGGACUUACUAUUGUUUUAUUUUCUUCUAACUUCACAAAUCCCAGUUCAUCAACUUUUGUAUUUCACGAUUUGUUUGUUUGCAUUAAUGUUCACUUCAGUGCUGGCCCUUAUAUUAGAUGGAGAGAAAUGUCGUGCUAAUUACAUAUUGUCCACCUAAGUAGACUUUAAGCAGACCUCGAAGUAGAAUGUCGCAGUCAUGAUAACUUUAAAUGUGAAUCCGAAGUAGAAUGUCGCAGUCAUGAUAACUUUAAACAUGACCCAGAAGUAGAAUGUCGCUGUCAUGAUAACUUUAAACAUGGGCGAAUGUCUGGGUCUUUUUGUCUUUUUGUUAACUUAAAAUGACUACCCAUUCAGGUAACCAAAUGGUAGUGCCAUUAUUUGUCUCCUUGGUAACUUAACACGGUGAACUAGUUACGAAGUGGAAUAUGCGCAUCAUUAUUUUGUCUCCUUGGUAACUUAACACAGUGAACUAGUUACGAAGUGGAAUGUGCGCAUCAUCAUUUGUCUCCUUGGUAACUUAACACAGUGAACUAGUUACGAAGUGGAAUGUGCGUAUCAUCAUUUUGUCUCCUUGGUAACUUAACACAGUGAACUAGUUACGAAGUGGAAUGUGCGCAUCAUCAUUUGUCUCCUUGGUAACUUAACACGGUGAACUAGUUACGAAGUGGAAUGUGCGUAUCAUCAUUUGUCUCCUUGGUAACUUAACACAGUGAACUAGUUACGAAGUGGAAUGUGCGCAUCAUCAUUUGUCUCCUUGGUAACUUAACACAGUGAACUAGUUACGAAGUGGAAUGUGCGUAUCAUCAUUUUGUCUCCUUGGUAACUUAACACAGUGAACUAGUUACGAAGUGGAAUGUGCGUAUCAUCAUUUGUCUCCUUGGUAACUUAACACAGUGAACUAGUUACGAAGUGGAAUAUGCGCAUCAUUAUUUUGUCUCCUUGGUAACUUAACACAGUGAACUAGUUACGAAGUGGAAUGUGCGUAUCAUCAUUUUGUCUUCCAUGUAGCUGGAGAAAUCCCGGUUGAAGGUCAUAAUAAUCUCAACGUACUCAGAAUGUUAAAGUUAAAUUUAUUACAUAAAUAUAUGUUAAUACUCAUGGGUAAUGUUUUCGCCAUGUCAUUUGAAAUUUUUGAAAUAAUAGAAUAUUGGAUAUAUGUGUAUGAUUUGUCAUAUAUAUCGUCAGCAAAUUAUGAACAGAAUUGAAAUUUGUAUUAGCCACGAACUCAUACUCUAAGGUUUGAAUAGCCAAAUGUGUGCUAUAGCCAAAUGUGUGCUAUAGCCAAAUGUGUGCUAUAGCCAGAUGUGUGCUAUAGCCAAAUGUGUGCUAUAGCCAAAUGGCAGAUGUGGGCCAUAGCCAAAAACCUCGCAGAUUCUUCAAAGACAAAGCGUAAAGACACUGACGAAAAGUAAGACUAAUGAACACCGGUUAGGGGUGUUGUCAGUCUUGUAGGAUGGAUCGCGGAUUGUUAAAAACGUUAAUAAAUCAUAUAUUUGAACUUCUUCAUCAGCUUACAACACAAAAAUCAUACUCUUCAUGUUCAACACUACAGUUGCCAAACAUCCAUUUGCUAAGUACCAGUGUAUUUUUUGUAUGAGCAUAUGCAGUGCAGAUCUGUAUUAUUUCUGUUAGCACGUUACUGUAUGUAAACGUUAUUUUGUUGGUACAUUACAGCGAGUAAACGUUAUUUCUGGUAGCACAUUACUGUAUGUAAACGUUAUCACUGUGGUAACUUUGCUGUUUUGUAUUUUUUUGUCCUACUGAUCAACACGUCCUCAUAUAUAAUAUUUUUGAAGAAAAAAUGUAAAUAUCAUGUCCUGUUGUUCCUUCUUGCUUUUCAAUCAAUAAAAUGUUUUAUUACAACAGA